UUUCCCUGGAGUUUCUGCAGAAAAUUCUGAAGACUUUGAGAGCAGAGCUCAAUCGUCUCCUUCACCUGCUGGUUCGGGGCUGAUACUCCAGCAGUGCGAAACAAUGAGGGGCACGGGACUAUUUCUCGGUACCACCCUACUGGUCACGGCCUUGGUGUCGGUGUCCUCAGUGAUUGCAGAUGGCGAGACUACAGGGGUCAGUGUGGUGAAGGACAGGAGACCCUCUAGACACCGGAGGGAGGUGCUCACGCUGGGUGAGCCAGCGGAAGGGAUGAUGAUGGAUGACCCCAACCCUGAGAGGGAUGCUGGAAAAGUCAAACCUGUGGUCAAGAAAUCCCCCGAGGAAGUUUUGGCAGCUAAAGCUAAGAAAGCAGCAGAAAAGGAGGCUAAAGCCAAGAAGCAGAAAGCCCCCAAGUCCACCAAGAAACCAAAGCUCCCAAAACCCACCAAAAAACCUAAACCCACCAAGCCCCCCCGACAAACCAAGAAGCCAAAGCCCACCAAGAAGCCAAAGCCCACCAAGAAGCCCAAGGCCACAAAAGCACCCAAGAAAGCCAAACCCACCAAAAUACCCAUGCCCACCAAAGAAACCAUUGAAGAAGUGAAGCCAGUAGAGCAACCUGGCCUGGAGGAGGAGGAAGAGACGUUUCGGACUGAGCUGGGAUGGGACAAGUUGCUCCCUACGGUAGACCAUAAGAUUCCAGAAAAAGAAGAUACUCUUUAUCCUGACCAGGAUGUGUUUGGGAAACCCGAGGCACCCAUACCCCCAAGCACGGUGACAAAGACUCUGAAAGAGACCGAAGAGGACUACUGGGACGCCAAAUAUGAUGUGUUGGAGCCCUUCCCCGACGGCAAGGAAGCAGAACCCACGGAGGAGUCGUACCCCUUUAUCCCAGAGGAGACGUCCCCUCCGCCUCACCCCAUCCCUUGGUACGAAGAGUACGACUACGACGACAACGCCGAAAAGAAGCUCGAGGAAGAGCGGGAGAGGGCUCGGAAGGAGAAGGAAGAGAAAGAAAGAGAGAGGAAGAAGUGGGAGGAGGAGGAAGAGGAAGCCAAAGUGAAGCCGCCUCCCGUCUAUAUGGAACCAAAGAUUUGCCCCCCGCUGGGAAUGGAGUCUCACCGUGUGGAGAACGACCAGCUGCUGGCUUCUUCUAUGGCCCACCACGGCCUCGGAGCCCAGAGGGGGAGGCUCAACAUGCAGGGAUCAGACGAUGACGACGACAUGUACGGCGGUGCCUGGUGCGCUGACCCAGAGGAGCGGAACCACUGGUUUGAAGUGGAUGCUCGCCGCGAGGUCCAGUUUACCGGAGUCAUCACUCAAGGCCGAGACUCCAGGACACAUGAGGACUUUGUCUCCUCGUACCACGUGGCCUUCAGCAACGACAGUCGGGACUGGACGGUGCUUCACGAUGGUUAUGCUGAGUGGCUCUUCUUCGGAAACGUGGACAAGGACACGCCGGUGAUGUCCCAGUUCGCCGAGCCCGUGGUGGCGCGUUACAUUCGCGUCCUCCCUCAGAGCUGGAACGGCAGUCUCUGUCUGAGGCUCGAGGUGCUGGCCUGUCAGCUGAGCAGCAACCACCUCAGUGAGAACGAGGUCACGCCCGUGGAUUACCUGGAAUUCAAGCACCACAACUACAAGGAGAUGAGGCAGCUGAUGAAAGUAGUCAAUGAGGAGUGUCCUAAUAUCACCAGGAUCUACAACAUUGGAAAGAGCUCCAAGGGGCUGAAGAUGUACGCCAUGGAGAUCUCUGACAACCCCGGGGAGCACGAGACAGGGGAGCCUGAGUUCCGCUAUACGGCUGGUCUCCAUGGAAACGAGGCUCUGGGACGGGAGCUGCUGCUGUUGCUCAUGCAGUUCCUCUGUCGGGAGUACAAUGACGAGAACCCCAGAGUGCGUCGCCUGGUGGAUGGCGUGCGCAUCCAUUUGGUGCCCUCGCUCAACCCUGAUGCCUAUGAGCUAGCUUAUGAAAUGGGCUCUGAAAUGGGCAACUGGGGUCUAGGGCACUGGACAGAGGAGGGAUACGACAUCUUCCAGAAUUUCCCUGACCUUAACAGCAUUUUGUGGGGGGCAGAAGACCGGGGUUGGGUCCCUCGUAUUGUCCCAAAUCACCACAUUCCCAUACCGGAGAACUACCUGGUAGAGAACGGCUCGGUUGCCGUGGAAACCCGGGCUAUUAUUGCUUGGAUGGAGAAGAACCCCUUUGUGCUGGGGGCAAACAUCCAGGGUGGGGAAAAACUGGUGGCAUAUCCUUUCGACAUGCAGCGUCCCCCCAAGAUAGAACCACUUGGCCAAGAAGGGAGACGCUCAGGGCGGCAGGAGGCGGAGGACGAGAUCAAUGAAGAGACCUGGGCCAGGAUGUACUGGCAGAAGGACGGGGAGCUGAGGGAGACACCGGAUGACUUCAUGUUCCGUUGGCUAGCCACAUCUUAUGCUUCCAGCCACCUCACCAUGACAGAGACAUACCAUGGCUCAUGCCACACGGACGAUGUCACCGGUGGUCAGGGCAUCGUCAACCGUGCCAGCUGGAAGUCCACUGUGGGCAGCAUGAACGACUUCAGCUACCUGCACACCAACUGCUUCGAGCUGUCCAUCUUUGUCGGCUGCGACAAAUUCCCCCACGAGAGUGAGCUGGCCCUUGAGUGGGAGAGCAACCGGGAGGCAUUGCUGGUCUUCAUCGAGCAGGUACAUCGUGGGAUCAAGGGUGUGGUGAGGGAUGUGCUGAGCAACCCAGUUGCAAAUGCAACAGUCUCCGUUGAGGGGAUCAAGCAUGAUGUAAAAACAGCGGCCACCGGAGACUACUGGAGGCUGCUCAACCCUGGGGAGUACCGUGUGACGGUGCGAGCGGAGGGCUUCACGCCCCAAACACGGCUCUGUCUGGUUGGCUAUGACCAGGGGGCAACCUCCUGCAGCUUCACCCUGAACAAGUCCAACUGGGACCGCAUUCGUCAAAUCAUGGCCUUCAACCGGAAUCGAGGACACAACAAGGGAGGGGCUGGUGGAGGGAACAGGGUUGGCACUGGGAAGGGUCUCUCGCCUGAAAAUGCUCGGCUGCACCGCCUACGUUUGCUCCGCCUACGGAGGCUGAGGCAGCAGAGACUGAGGGCCAACUUGACUACCACCCUGCCUCCCACCACCACCAUCACCACCACCACCACCACCACUCUACCACCAACCACAACUCUUCUACCUACAACCACAUUUGAGCCGCUGACCGAGACCUUCCCCUCCAACUAUGACUGGAUAGAGAGCUUUCUGAACCCCACCUCCAAGGAUGGCCUUGAGGAAACAUGGCCCACGCCAGACUACGGUUUUGAGUACAAAAUAGAUGAUUACUGAGAGUGGCGGCGGGUCGUCCGAACACUGCUGGUCUGAAAAGGGCUUUCAGAAGAUAAGCCUCGUACAUACAGACCUCCCCAAAGAUCUUAGGUUUCACAGUCUAAAGACUCUGAAUGCCUACGACCUACAGGCAAAGAUUCUUGCCCCCCCACACAUUUAAAAGUCUACAGCCCCAACUAUCAAUGGCUCAAAAAGAUCCAAAGACCCAUAGACCAAUGAUCUACAACCCAGAUGUGUUUAUCUGAAAGACUCACAGUCUCAAAGACCUACAGACCUGCAAGCUUCAGAAAAAAAUGCUGCAGGGGAACAAUCAAAAAAGGCCAAAGAUGCACAGCUCCAGAGACGUACGUCCGAGACCCAUAGCCUCAGAUGUGUAAAAUCCUUCUCUACUUGUGUUUGCGCCCAGUACACGAACACAUUGUGAUACGUUCCUCAUAUAAAGGCCCAUAGAUUCAGUCGUUUCAAGCCCCUUGUAUUUUCUGCUGAGCAGAGAUGAGGCGGUGUGUUCAGCACAGUUUAAAGAUUGUAAUUGUUUUUAAGAACGCAAAUUUCCAGUGGACUGUCGUUUUAGGGCCACACCGUGAAAGCACUUCAAGAACACAAAUCUCUGCAAUGAGACUGAUUGCAGGAGACAGACGUGCAUGGAAACAUGAACGCAAACCCAUUCGCCUUCACCCACAAGCAUUGCAAAUCGAGAAGAAAAUUUUUGUUUCCUUGAUUCAAAAUACUCUACAUUCUUCUUUUGCUUUCUGAAAACCUUUCCGAGCGGUUUAUUUAAAAGCAAACGUUUGUACGUCAUUUAAUUUGCAGUAAAUAAAGACAGAUUGAAAUGGCAAAAAA
Molecule: messenger RNA, 4180 nt
Organism: Scleropages formosus (Asian bonytongue)
Lineage: Eukaryota; Metazoa; Chordata; Actinopteri; Osteoglossiformes; Osteoglossidae
Gene: aebp1a
Product: AE binding protein 1a
Exons: 20
Coding region: 104-3340 (1078 amino acids)
Biological process (GO): regulation of DNA-templated transcription; peptide metabolic process; protein processing
Molecular function (GO): metallocarboxypeptidase activity; zinc ion binding; DNA-binding transcription repressor activity, RNA polymerase II-specific
Source: RefSeq, a predicted model, not a curated record